Cucumis sativus (cucumber) is the source of this 5065-nucleotide messenger RNA. RefSeq lists its product as uncharacterized. The transcript is spliced from 4 exons. The record is from RefSeq and is a predicted model, not a curated record. The coding region runs from base 657 to 4805 and encodes 1382 amino acids. NCBI's taxonomy places the organism in Eukaryota, Viridiplantae, Streptophyta, Magnoliopsida, Cucurbitales, Cucurbitaceae.
AUCUCUCCCUCUUUCUCUUCUCUGUCAGGGUUCUCUUUCAUCCCUUAUCGGCUCAAAUUCUCACUUUCUCGCUCCGGAGGCAAAAUUUUCCGUCCGCCAUCAGAGGAAGAGAGAGAGAGAGAGAGAGUUUAGAGAUUGAAGGUCGCUGAGGAGAUACGAAGGGCGGAGAUUGCGAACUCUAACUUAGAUUGAGGUUUUGCAUGUGAUGUCGUAGAGCCUUUCAAUCGCCAUUGUCGGUUCCUUCUGGUUCUAAACCCUUUCAAUUUCAAACCCGUUUCAGUCUCUAUUCAUCACGUACGCCUGUAUAGCUUUUCCUUCUGUUUUUUCUUCCUCGUUUUGGUGGUUUUUCUUCAAGAUUUGGUCUGCAGUUACCCGUGUGGUGUGGCUGCUACAUAUCGGCGUUUUUUCGUUCUUAGACGUCCAGUGAAAGGAGGCAGAACCGAUCGAUAUGAUUGUGUUGAGUUGAUUUUGUUUUUGGUUUUCUCUUUGGCAAUUCCUUUGGCAGGAUAUGAAAGUUUUGUUACUGAGGAUUCUUGCUUGACAUGGUUGCGAAAGUAGUUGAAUUGAUUUCCGGCGGUGCUAUUUGGGGCGCUCCUCGUGCUGUGCGUUGAAAACGGUUGUUCUUUGAGGGUGCCCAUGCUAUUGGCCUCAUUUUCAUGCCGCCUGAACCUUUGCCCUGGGAUCGGAAGGACUUCUUCAAGGAGAGGAAACACGAGAGGUCAGAGUUCCUCGGACCUUUACCCAGAUGGAGAGAUUCAUCCAGUCACGGAUCCCGUGAGUUUAGUAGGUGGGGAUCAGGUGAUUUUCGGAGACCUCCAGGUCAUGGUAGGCAGGGGGGUUGGCAUGUGUUCUCUGAGGAAUAUGGUCACGGUUAUGGGCCUUCCAUGUCAUUCAAUAACAAGAUGCUUGAGAACGUCAGUAGCCGGCCAUCUGUUUCACAUGGCGAUGGGAAGUAUGCUAGGAACGGUAGGGAAAGCAGAUCUUUUAGUCAAAGAGAUUGGAAAGGCCAUUCUUGGGCAACAAGUAAUGGGUCUACAAACAAUGGUGGUAGAAUGCAGCAUGAUCUAAAUUAUGAUCAGAGGUCAGUUCAUGAUAUGCUGAUAUAUCCCUCUCAUUCUCAUUCUGACUUUGUAAACCCGAGAGAAAAGGUAAAAGGCCAGCAUGAUAAGGUCGAUGAUGUCAAUGGGUUAGGCACAAACCAGAGACGUGAUCGGGAGUAUUCAGUGAGUUCCUCAGGGUGGAAGCCUCUUAAAUGGACACGUUCUGGUGGCUUGUCUUCACGAACAUCAACAUCGGGCCACUCCAGUAGCAAAAAGAGCAUUGAAGCUCUAGAUUCUAAUGAUAGAAAGUCUGAGACUGUGUCGAAAAAUGCAUCACAAAAUUUUUCUCCUUCAGCCGACCAUGCUGAGUGUGCCAUGUCUUCUCUCCCUUAUGAUGACGCAAGUGCCAGGAAGAAGCCGCGGCUAGGAUGGGGUGAGGGACUUGCCAAGUAUGAGAAAAAAAAGGUCGAAGUUCCUGAUGGCAGCACUGCCUUCACAAAUAUUACUGCAGAAUCUACUCAUUCUCUGAAUUCUAGCUUGAUUGAAAAAGGCCCCCGAGGCUCAGGAUUUGCUGAUUGUACCUCACCUGCCACCCCUUCUUCUGUCAUUAGUGGUUCCCCUCCAGGUGGGGAUGAAAAAUCAUUUGGAAAGGCAUCGAGUGAUAAUGAUGUCAGUAACUUUCAUGGUUCACCUGGCUCUUGUUUUCAGAAUCAAUAUGAGGGAACGUCCACUGUAGAGAAGUUGGAUAAUUUUUCAAUAGCUAAUUUGUGUUCUCCACUCAUUCAACUGUUGCAAUCUAAUGAUUCGAUUUCAGUGGAUUCCACUGCCUUGAGUAAGCUGCUUAUAUAUAAAAAUCAAAUUUCUAAAGUGUUGGAGACAACUGAGUCUGAAAUUGAUUUACUUGAAAAUGAGCUGAAGGGAUUGAAAUCUGAAAGUAAGGGUUACUUUUCUUUCACGUUGGCAUCCAGUUCUUUGCUGGUGGGAGAUAAAUUCUUUGAAGAGCAAAACAAUGUCGCUAAUGCAGUUGCUACCCUGCCAGUUGUUACUUCUGCAAAUACUAUUUCAAAAACGAUGGCACAUUCUACAAGUGACUUGGAAGAAGUGUAUGCUGAUAAGGAUAGGUCUGGGAGGUUGGAUGUGAAGGAAUCUGUCAUGAAAGAGAAGCUAACAAUUUAUGGUUGCAGUGUGAAAGAAAAUAUUGCAGCCUAUAUAGACAAUAGCGUGCCUAUAAAGAGUGAAGGUGUCACAGUACAUCCUGUUGCUAAUGAUAUGUAUGAAUGUGCUGAGGGAGGAGAUAGUGUGUCUGAUUUAAUUCUGGCAUCCAAUAAAGAAUCUGCAUGUAAGGCUUCUGAAGCUUUAAUCGGGAUGUUGCCUACCAAUGAACGUAAGAUUGAUAUUUGGAGUACAAAUGCCUGCUCACAGAAUCAAUGUUUAGUGAAAGAGAGAUUUGCAAAGAGGAAACGGUUACUAAGAUUUAAGGAGAGAGUAAUUACCCUUAAGUUUAAAGCCUACCAGUCUUUGUGGAAGGAGAAUUUGCAUGUGCCUCCUGUAAGGAAGCUACGAGCUAAAUCUCAGAAAAAACAUCAGUUGAGUUUGUGGACAAAUUACAGUGGCUAUCAGAAGAACCGAUCUUCCAUUCGAUACCGUAUGCCUUCACCAGGAAAUCUGAACCCCGUUUCUAGCACAGAGAUACUUAAGCAUGUGAGCAUGCAGCUUUCUACUCCCCAGAUUAAGCAGUACCGGAGGACAUUGAAGAUGCCCGCAUUAGUUCUGGACCAGAAGGAUAAGAUGGGCUCAAGGUUCAUCUCUAACAACGGAUUAGUUGAGAACCCUUGUGCAGUUGAGAAGGAAAGGGCAAUGAUUAAUCCAUGGACCUCAGAAGAGAAAGAUGUUUUUAUGGAGAAGUUGGAAUGUUUUGGGAAAGAUUUUGGGAAAAUUGCAUCCUUUCUUGAUCAUAAAACAACAGCAGACUGUGUCGAGUUCUACUACAAAAACCACAAGUCUGAUUGCUUUGAGAAAACAAAGAAGCUGGAGUUUGGGAAGAAAGUGAAGUCCUCCACUAGUAACUAUUUGAUGACAACAGGGAAGAAAUGGAAUCCAGAAACGAAUGCCGCUUCUCUUGACAUGUUGGGUGCCGCCUCAACGAUGACUGCCCGUGCUCAUAAGUAUUCCAGCAGCAGGUCUGGUGGAAGAACUUCAUAUCACAUAACUCAAUUCGAUGAUGGUCUAUCAGAAAGGGCCAAAGGUCUUAAUGGUUUUGGAAAUGAAAGAGAAAAGGUGGCGGCUGAUGUUUUGGCUGGUAUAUGUGGUUCUCUUUCUUCAGAAGCCAUGGGUUCGUGUGUCACUAGUAAUUUCAACCGAGGAGACAGUUCUCAGGAUUUGAAGUGCAAAAAGGGUGUUACUACCGUAUUAAGACAGCGUAUGACAACCAAUGUUCCACGGUAUGUUGACAAUGAGAUUUUUUCUGACGAGAGUUGUGGAGAAAUGGGUCCUUCCUAUUGGACGGAUGGGGAGAAGUCUCUUUUCAUAGAAGCGGUGUCAGUUUAUGGGAAGAAUUUCUCUGUGAUCUCUACCCAUGUAGGAUCAAAAUCCACGGACCAAUGCAAGGUCUUCUUUAGCAAAGCACGGAAGUGCCUCGGGUUGGAUUUAAUAUGUUCUGCAAAGAAAAUGCCAGAUAAUGGAAAUGGGCAUGAUGCUGAUAGAAGCAAUGGUGAAGGAGGUGUAGAUACCAAAGAUGCCUUUCCUUGUGAAAUGGUUGGCUCGCGGGUGGUUGAUGACUUGCCAAAGGCUGUAAUGAGUAUAAGUGGUGGUGAAUCGGAAUCCAUGAAUCUGCAAUCUACCCAUCAGGAAGUCAAUCCAUCCUCAAAGACUUGUAGUAAUGCUGCUGUGGAUGCUAUGGUGUCAGAUGAUGAAUGUACUAGGAAGGAUGGCUCUCAAUCGGGUUUUGAUGACGACUGCCAGUCAGUGAAUUCUGCCAAUGAUAAGAAUGGUUUGAUACAUGAGCAGCAACAUGUAGUCAUAUCUGAUGAAACUGCAAAAGAACAAGACAUUUCUGUUUUGGUUGCAACAUCAGUUGGAAAUGUUUCAGAUACUGAAACCAAGAGAGGAAAUGUCGAUGCUAGCACAGCUCGAGGUGAUAAAGCUGAUUCCCAUGCAACAGAUUGCCCUUCAAUACCCUCAAACUCUCACAUAACAUCAUCGGCUAAGGAGGAACAAGGGCGUCAUCAUGUGAGAGUGCAUUCACGUAGUUUGUCUGAUUCUGAGCAAUCGUCUAGAAAUGGCGACAUAAAAUUAUUUGGUCAAAUUCUUACACAUUCCUCAUUUGUGCCGAGUUCAAAAUCUGGAUCCAGUGAGAACGGAAUCAAGACGACCGAGCCUCACCACAAGUUCAAGCGUAGAUUGAAAGUAAACAGCCAUGGGAAUCUAAGUACAGCCAAGUUCAAUUGUAAGAACUCUCCAGGCCAAGAGGAGAAUACUCCCUCAAGAAGUUAUGGAAUUUGGGAUGGCAACCAAAUACGCACUGGGCUUUUGUCAUUGCCUGAUCCCACCACCCUAUUAUCCAGAUAUCCUACAUUCAAUCAUCUCUCUAAGCCAGCCUCCUCCCCGACCGAGCAGUCACCAUCUGGUUGCAAGGAAGAGACAUCAAACUCAAACAAGGAAACCCAGAAGAGGGAGGUAAAUAAUAGUAGGAAGGAGGAAGUAGUUGGAGAAAUGAAUGUGGAAGAGAGUUGUUGUAAUGAGGGCGGUGGUGGUGGUGGGUCAUAAUAGAAUAUGAGAGAGAACUUAGGUUUGGUUAGUAGAUAAAAUUAUAUAUAAUGCUUCAGAGAGAGCCAUUUCAAUAGAGAGAGAGGCUUUCUCAGCAGCAAAUUCUUUGUUUUUGCUGCAACCCCCCAUGUAUCAUAGUUUCUUUCAUGUUGAUUAAUCAAUAGCAGAAUUUGACGGCUCUUAUUGCCGUCUUCUAGGAAAACAAAACAAAAAAAAAAAAUUAUAUUCAAUCAGUUGCCCAUUGCAGAGUUAACACGUUA